CUUUAAUUACUGCCAUGAAAAAAGGUGUUUCUGCCAUCUGCCACGCUGGCAGAAUGCACCAUCAUGCAAUCAUUAAUGGUUCUGUUCGGAAUUACCUCAGUGACAUAGUUCUAGGCCACGGCACUUAGCUCACUUGUAGUUCAACCGCCAAGUCACCCACUGUCUACAUUCAAACUCGUAUCCGCCUGGUCUGCUUGUCAGAUGUUGUAAAUGGUUUUUUCGUUGUCUUGCUCAGAAAAGCAGUAGUUGGUAUAAACUUAUCAAGCUAUGUUUGCCGCCGUUCUGCUGCUCGUUUUGCCGUUCUGUACCGCAGAGUCUGCAUCCAGUUAUGCAGGAUCAACCGUCGUUGAUUCUUACCCUCCCCCCGGCGCCAUCAAAACUGCUGUUGACGCUUACUUCCCGGAUGGAUCUCAAGUCGGUUAUUUAGGUCCAACGUCUACUGGUGCUGAACCUGCGGCCAUUGCCACUGCCAUCCCAUUCUCUAAAGCUGAAAACGCAUUUCCCUUGUCGAGGCCCAAUUCGGCAGACGGCGCAGACAUCGCUUUUGAUGUGAUGCGUCACUGGGGCAACUCGGCCCCCAUGUACUCCGUAGAGUCCUUUGGUCUUCCUGGUGCAUCCCCCAUCAUACCAGAAGGGUGUGGCAUCAACGCGGUACAUCUCUUGAUGCGCCAUGGCGCUCGCUAUCCAACCUCUGAAUUUGGACUUUCUCACUUCGCCUCUAAAAUUCACACUGCUGCAUCGAAACAAGGCUUCAAUGUCACUGGUGAUUUGGAAUUCUUGGCAACCUGGACGUAUAAGUUGGGCGUGGAGAUCUUGACGCCUUAUGGCCGCGACUCGCUCUUUAGCAACGGAGUUGCCUUCCGCUACAGAUAUGGCGAGUUGCUUAAUGCCUUCACGGACCUCCCAGUAUUCCGUACCACUUCUGAAGAUCGCAUGUUGGAUUCUGCCCUGAACUUUGCCGCAGGUUUUUUUGGCCUCAGAACUUACGAGACCGAUUAUCACCAGGAGAUUAUCAUCGAGGAGAACAACUUCAACAACACACUCGCUCCUAGUCGUGUGUGCCCAAACUCCAAUACGGCGGAUAUCGGUAGAUUCGGUAACACUCAAGCUAAGAAGUGGGCAAAUAUCUAUCUCAUCGAUGCUCGGAAGCGCUUGCAACCAAUGAUCCAAGGAUUCAAUUUGACCAUCUCACGAUUGGUCGACAUGCAACAAAUGUGCACCUAUGAGACCGUAGCCCUCGGAUAUUCCAAGUUUUGUGACCUCUUCACUGAGGAAGAAUGGGAAGGAUACGAAUAUUACGUCGAUCUUAAUUUUUGGUACAGCAGCGGACCAGGCAAUCCAACAGCAGCAGCGCAGGGUCUUGGCUGGGUUCAAGAACUAGUGUCGCGUCUCACUCACACUCCCAUCAAUGUCUGGAACAGCAGCACCAACGGCACUCUCGAUUCGAACAACAUCACAUUCCCUCUUGAUCAACCUAUAUAUGUGGACGUUACCCACGACACUGUCAUUUCCAGUAUCGUCACUACUCUGAACUUCACCAGUCUAGCUGCAAGUGGUCCUUUGCCAACCGACCAUAUACCCCUUCACCGUUCUUACAUUGCUAGUCAGAUUGUUCCUUUUGCCAGCCAGCUUGUAGCUCAAGUACUCAGUUGCCCAGCCUCAGAGGGGCCAACUCAUAUCCGGUUCCUUCUAAAUGAUGGCGUGGUGCCACUGACGGGCAUCCGUGGUUGCACGGAAGACUCAAACGGUCUUUGCGCACUGCCUGGUUUCAUCAGCGGAAUGCAUGAACGGAUCGGGCAGAUUGACUUUGCGCAUGAUUGUUACGGUAAUUAUACACUACCCAAUCCAGACAACAUUGUCGAUGGAAGAUACCCUGGAUGAUAUAUUAUACCCCGGAGAAUAUAAUUACAACCAUGUGGUUGUGACACCUCGCGUGUAUUUCAUAGGAUCGACGAUCAACGACCAUUCAACGGGGUGCUCCUCCUCUUGACCCGUUCAAGUUGUUGGUUUCCGCAGUUUUCUUUCUUCGCUUGCAAUACUGUUCGCCUUGCCGACCCUUGAUAUUCUCACCAUGUAUUUUCCCUUGCAAGACAAUCAUAUAUUUUUCACUUAAAGAUUU
Molecule: messenger RNA, 2119 nt
Organism: Suillus bovinus
Lineage: Eukaryota; Fungi; Basidiomycota; Agaricomycetes; Boletales; Suillaceae
Product: histidine phosphatase superfamily
Exons: 10
Coding region: 268-1881 (537 amino acids)
Molecular function (GO): acid phosphatase activity
Source: RefSeq, a predicted model, not a curated record